CAGCUGUAAAUGAGGCAUCUACAGCCUCCUCAAGGACCCCAGGGUCAACACAUGAAACUCAACCAACUGAAUCAUGGGAUACCUUGUCCACUCUGGAAUCUACAACUUCCCAAAGGAGCCCAAUUCCCACACAUCCAACUCCAGCAACAGAGCCCACCAACACAAUAUUUACUCAGAAGUCUGCCACCUUUUCUGGGAGCUCAAGUUCCACAGAUACAGCUAUUCCUCCUGACACCUCACUCAGUACAGGAAAGACUGAGCCAUACACAACUUCCCAGAGCAAUUUGAUUUCAACAAUAGCAACUCAAACAACUGAGACAUCUCAAACAACAGUCCUCACUCAGGAGUCUACAACCUUACCAAGCAGUUCACUUUCCACAGAAACAGCUGGACCUCCUGAUGUCACUCACACCUCAGCCCUGACAGAUGCACCUACAACAUCCCUAAGAAGUCCAAUAUUGACACAGUCAACUGAAGCUUUUGAGACCUCUCCAACAACCAUGGUCAGUCAGGAAUCUACAACAUCCCCAAACACCCUGAUUACAACACUUGGAACACAAGUCCCUGAGACUUCCAAAACAGUCUUCACUGAGGAAUCUACACCCUUCCCAAGCACCUCAUUUUCCACAGGAACAGCUGUACCUCCUGAGAUCACUCACACCUCAGUCCUGACUGAACCUCUUACAACCUCCCCAAGAAGCCGCAUUUCCACAGAUUCAUCUCAACCAUCUGAUACCUUGCAAACAACCAUCUUCACUCAAGAAUCUACAACCUCUCCAAGCAGCUCAGUGUCCCCAGAAACAGCCCUACCUACUGAAUUGUCCUACACCUCAGCUCUGAAUAAGGAAUCCACGACAUCCCUUAGUAGCCUGAUUUCUACACAUGCCACAGAAGGAACUGAGAAAUCCCCAACAGUCUCCACACAGGAACCUACAAUCUUCCGAACCCCCUCAAUUUCACCAGAAACAGCUGUACCUCCUGAGAGCUCCCACACCACAGUCCAACCUGAAGCAUCUACAACCUCCCUGAGUAGCUCAUUUUCAACACAAGCAACUGAGACCUCCCACAAAACAGCCUUACCUCAGGAAUCUACAACUUUCCAGAGCUCCUCAACUUUAAGAGAAAGUGCUUUACCUCCUGAGGGCUCCCACACUACAGUCCAAAAUGAGGCCUCCACAACCUCCCCGAGCAGCUCAAUUUCAACACAGACAUCUCAACCCACAGAGUCAUUCCAAACGACUGUCUUCACUCUGGAACCCACAACCUUCUCUAGCAGCCCAAUGUUGACAGAAACCACUGGGCCUCCUCAGAUCACUCACACCACAGUCCACACUGACUCAUCUACAACCUCCCAGAGCAGCCCAGUUCUGUCACAGGCAACUCACACUACUGCAGGCUCUCAAACAACAGUCUUCCCCCGGGAAUCUACUACAACCUUCCCAACCAGCACAAUUUCCACAGAAACAGCUGUAACUCCUGAAAAACCCUACACCUCAGCUCUUCCUCCAGAGUCUACCACCUCCCCACCUAGCCCAAGUUCUACACAAACAGCUCAAGCAACUGAGACAUCCCCAAGAGUCUUCACUCAGGAAUCUACUAUCCUCACAUCCCCCUCCAUUUCUACAGACACAGCUGGACCUCCUGAAAGCUCCUACACCUCAGCUGUAAGUGGGGCAUCUACAGCCUCCUCAAGGACCCCAGUGUCAACACAUGAAACUCAACCAGCUGAAUCAUGGGAAACAGUCUUCACUCAGGAACCUACCACUUCCCAAAGGAGCCCAGUUUCAACACAUUCAACUCAAGCAACAGAACCCUUGAACCCAAUAUUUACUCAGACGUCUACAACCUUCCCAAGCAGCUCAGUUUUCCCAGAAACUGCUGUCCCUCCUGACACCUCAUCUACUACAAGACAGAAUGAGGCAUACUCAACCUCCUCAGUCAGCUUGAUUUCAACACAAGCAACUCAAGCAUCUGAGACAUCCCAAAAAACAAUCAUCUCUCAGGAAUCUACCACAUUUCCAGGCAGGUCAACUUCCAUGGAAACUCCUCUACCUCCUGAGAGUUCCUAUGUCACAGUCCAAACUGAGGCAUCUACAACCUUGCCAAGCAGCUCAGCUUUGACACAUGCAGCUCAAUCAGCUGAAACCUCCAAAACAGUCUUCACUCAGGAGUCUACAUCCUUGUCAAGCCCCUCAAUUUCCACAGAAACAGUUGUAUCUCCUGUUACCUCCCACACCUCUUCCCUGACAGAAGCAACUACAACUUCCCCAAGCAGCCUGAUUUCCACACAUGCAACUCAAGCCACCAAAACAUCUCAAAUAACAGUCUUCACCCAGGAAUCUACAGCUUCCACAACCAGCUCAUUUUCUGCAGAAACAUCUCUAACUCCUGAGACCUUCUACACCUCAACUCUGAAUGAAGAUUCUACACCUUUCCCAAGUAGCCUGAAUUCUACACCAACAGCUCAAGCAACUGAGACAUCCCCAGAAGUCUUGACUCAGGAAUCUACCAUCUCCAGAUCCCCUUCCAUUUCAACAGAAACAGGUGUACCUCCUGAGAUCUCACAAACCUCAGCACAGGCGCAGGCAUCUACAACAUCGUUAGUGGGCUCCUUUUCUACACAUGGAACUCAAUCCACUGACACUUUCCAAAAAACAGUCUUCACUCAGGAGCCUACAACCCUCCCAAGAAGCCCAAUUUCCACACAAACAGCUGUACCUCCUGACAGCUCCCACACCACCAUCCCAACUGAGGCAUCUUCAACCUCCUUGACCAGCUCAAUUUCAACACAUGCAACUCAAGCAACUGAUACAACAUUGCCAAGAGGAUCCAUUUCCACAGAAAGUGCUGUAGCUCCUGAGAGCUCCCCCACCACACACCAUCAUCAGGGAUCUACAACAUCCCCAAUCAGUCCAAUUACAGCUCAUGUAACUCAUCCCACUGACUCACAAACAACAGUCUUCACUCUGGAGUCUACACCCUUUGCAACCAGCUCUAUUUCCACAGAAACCUCUAUACCUCCUGAGGUCUCGCACAGCUCAGCCCUGACUGAGGCAUCUACAUCAUCAUCAAGCAGCCCAAUUUCCACACAAGCAACUCAACCAACUGAAACCUCCAAACCCGCCACCACCCAGGAAUCUACAACCUUCCCCAGCAGCUCGGUGUCCCCAGAAACAGUUGUUCCUCCUGACUCCUCACUCUCCACAGCCCUGACUGAGGCAUCUACAACCUCUCCAAGGAGCCCAGUUUUGAAACCUGUAACCCAAGCAACUGAGACCUCCCAAACAACAGUCUUCACUGAGGAAUCUACAGCCUUCCUGAGCAGCUCGGUUUCCACAGGAACAGCUGUACCUCCUGAGAUCACCCACACCUCAGCCCUGACUGAGUCUUUUACAAUCUCCCCAAGAAGCCCAAUGUCCACAGAUUCAUCUCAACCACCUGUUACCUUGCAAACAACUGUCUUCACUCAGGAAUCUACAACCUCUCCAAGCAGCUCAGUUUCCCCAGACACAGCCCUACCUCCUGAGACAUUCUUCACCUCAGCCCUGACUGAAGCGUCUACAACCUCCCCAAGCCACCCAAUUUCAACAGAUGGAGCUCAGAACACUGAGACCUCCCCAAUGACAACCUUCACCCAGGAGUCUACAACUUUCCUGGGCAGCUCAAGGUCCUCAGGAAGAACUGUAGCUUCUGAGACCUCCCACAGCACAGUCCAAACACAUGCAUCUACAACCUCCCCAUCCAGCCUAUUUCCAACCCAAGUAACUCAAGCAACUGAGACCUCCCAUACAGUCUUCACUCUGGAAUCCACCACCUUCCCAAGCAGUGGGAUUUCAACGUCCACGAGCCAUCCCGCUAAGAGCUCUCAAUCUACCACCAUUACUGGUGAAUCAACAUUCCCCGGUUCACCACCCUCAGAUUGGUCCCCAACUACUUUAACACCCCACAGUUCAAGGUCACCACUGCCACCAGCAUCAUCUCACACCUCCCCAGCCGCAGUCUCGCCCUCCUCUCCACCCAUCUUCUCCAGUUCAGCCCGCUCCCCAACCUCACCUGAUGGCCCUGAAACCGCAGCUCAUGUGACCUCUUCUUUGACUUCUUCAGUUCCCCGUUUCUCAUCCUCGCCAGUCUCCGACUCCUCUUCAUCCCAGACAAGGCUUCCUGGGUCUUCCCCUUUCUCCUCCCCCUCCCCUCGCCCCCCUCACAGCACCUUCCCUGUGUUCAGCAGCAGCUCCACUGCCCGGCCCCCUUUCACCAGCCUACACCCUACUUCCAUGAGGACUCAAUACAUCUCUUUGCCACCAAAGGACUGCAAGAAUGGGAAGUGGAAUGGCCGAGCGUGUGAAUGCAAACCGGGCUACACCGGCCAGCUCUGCGACUCCAUCCUGUACUCCUUCCCAGUAGAAAUCCCGAAUGUUAUCAACGCCACAGUGACCGUGAUUGUAAAAGUGAUUCAUCGGAACUUCACAGCUGACCUGAGGAACAAAUCCUCCCAGGCCUACAAGGACUUCAGAGAUCUCUUCCUGAGCCAGAUGGAUAAAGUUUACGGGGGCGAUGACCUUCCCGAGUACAGAGAUGUGACCAUUAGAGGAUUGUACAAUGGCAGCAUCGUGGUGGAAAGCGACGUCGUUCUAGUGGCCAACUACACCCCGGAGUAUCAGGCGCUGUUCAGAAACCUCACGAGGAUCGUGAAGGACAAGAUCAUCAAUGAGACCAGAGCAAUCGACACUGACCCUUUCCUGUGCCAACGCAGCAAACUGUGCUACAAUGGUAACUUCACCACUGUGGACGUGGAGGCGCUGAGACUCAGUUUCAACCCUGCCGAGCUUUGCACCCGGGAGGCUGCCGAGGACUUCAGACAGUACUUCUACCCGGAGGUCCUGGAGGGAAGGCUGACCUGCGUGAACAACUGCACUCAGGGCACAAAGUCGCAGCUCAACUGCAACCUGGGCCGGUGCCAGCUGCUGCGCUCGGGACCCCACUGCGUGUGCCCCAACACAGACACCCACUGGUACUGGGGGGAGACUUGCCAGUCUAGAACCAGCAAGAGACUCGUGUAUGGACUUGUGGGCACCGUGCUGGCAGUCCUGCUGGUCCUUGUGGUUGUCUUGGCUGUCUUCCUUGGCCGGUCUCAGAAAGAACUGCGCAGGUCAAAAUAUGACCCCUCCCAAGCAUGGCAGAGAGACGCUGUCCCUGGAACCUUCCGGAGCACAGGCGUCUGGGAAGGCCAGAAUCUGAAAGACGACAAAUUUACCCUUGAGAAAGGGUACAGCCACUUCCGGCCAAACCUGCAGAGUGUGGACCCCAAAGCCGAGCUCAACUUUCAGAGGCCCGAGGUGGUAAAACCCACAGCUUAGUGGAAACGGAAGCAUCUGGUCAUCUGGUCUACCCCAUCGUGCCCCGUCCAGCUUCAGACCAGAGAGGAACAGAGUCCCCACCACGGGACUCCUGGCUGGUCAGGACGAAGCUGACACCAGGUCCCAAAGCUUCGUGUGACUGAUCUGAGGUGGUCGGAGCCGGCCCAUGGGUCACUGCCAGGAGACUAACCACAGGACACAGAGCCGAGGACUGAGAGCCGGACCCCUCCUCCUCCCCACUGUCACCUCCAUGUCACAGGAACCCAAGACGCCGCUGAGCACCUUGGCAUCUUUGUUUGCGCAUAGGUACCACCCUGCUCUGGAAUUUCCCUGUCAAUAAAGCAAUUCUUCAACGCAGA
This is a messenger RNA of Peromyscus maniculatus bairdii (prairie deer mouse), 5716 nucleotides long. The record is from RefSeq and is a predicted model, not a curated record. NCBI's taxonomy places the organism in Eukaryota, Metazoa, Chordata, Mammalia, Rodentia, Cricetidae.